Molecule: messenger RNA, 1926 nt
Organism: Procambarus clarkii (red swamp crayfish)
Lineage: Eukaryota; Metazoa; Arthropoda; Malacostraca; Decapoda; Cambaridae
Source: RefSeq, a predicted model, not a curated record
AUGUGCCCAGGCCCCAGAGAGCCCUACGCCGUCCCAGAGAGCCCUACGCCGUCCCAGAGAGCCCUACGCCGCCCCAGAGAGCCCUACGCCGCCCCAGAGAGCCCUACGCCGCCCCAAAGAGCCCUACGCCGCCCCCAGAGAGCCCUACGCCGCCCCCAGAGAGCCCUACGCCGCCCCCGAGAGCCCUACGCCGCCCCCGAGAGCCCUACGCCGUCUCAGAGAGCCCUACGCCGUCCCAGAGAGCCUUACGCCACCCCAGAGAGCCCUACGCCACCCCAGAGAGCCCUACGCCACCCCAGAGAGCCCUACGCCACCCCAGAGAGCCCUACGCCACCCCAGAGAGCCCUACGCCGCCCCAGAGAGCUCUACGCCGCCCCAGAGAGCCCUACGCCGCCCCAGAGAGCCCUACGCCGCCCCAGAGAGCCCUACACCGCCCCAGAGCCCUACGCCGCCCCAGAGAGCCCUACGCCGCCCCAGAGAGCCUUACGCCGCCCCAGAGAGCCCUACGCCGUCCCAGAGAGCCCUACGCCACCCCAGAGAGCCCUACGCCGCCCCAGAGAGCCCUACGCCGCCCCAGAGAGCUCUACGCCGCCCCAGAGAGCCCUACGCCGCCCCAGAGAGCCCUACGCCGCCCCAGACAGCCCUACGCCGUCCCAGAGAGCCCUACGCCGCCCCAAAGAGCCUUACGCCGCCCCAGAGAGCCCUACGCCGUCCCAGAGAGCCCUACGCCACCCCAGAGAGCCCUACGCCGCCCCAGAGAGCCCUACGCCGCCCCAGAGAGUCCUACGCCGCCCCAGAGAGCCCUACGCCGCCCCAGAGAGCCCUACGCCGUCCCAGAGAGCCCUACCCCGCCCCAGAAAGCCCUACGCCGCCCCAGAGAGCCCUACGCCGUCCCAGAGAGCCCUACGCCGUCCCAGAGAGCCCUACGCCGCCCCAAAGAGCCCUACGCCGCCCCCAGAGAGCCCUACGCCGCCCCAGAGAGCCCUACGCCGUCCCAGAGAGCCCUACGCCGUCCCAGAGAGCCCUACGCCGCCCCAAAGAGCCCUACGCCGCCCCCAGAGAGCCCUACGCCGCCCCCAGAGAGCUCUACGCCGCCCCCGAGAGCCCUACGCCGCCCCCGAGAGCCCUACGCCGUCCCAGAGAGCCCUACGCCGUCCCAGAGAGCCGUACGCCACCCCAGAGAGCCCUACGCCACCCCAGAGAGCCCUACGCCACCCCAGAGAGCCCUACGCCACCCCAGAGAGCCCUACGCCAUCCCAGAGAGCCCUACGCCGCCCCAGAGAGCCCUACGCCGGCCCAGAGAGCCCUACGCCGGCCCAGAGAGCCCUACGCCGCCCCAGAGAGCCCUACGCCGCCCCAGAGCCCUACGCCGCCCUAGAGAGCCCUACGCCACCCCAGAGAGCCCUACGCCACCCCAGAGAGCCCUACGCCACCCCAGAGAGCCCUACGCCACCCCAGAGAGCCCUACGCCGCCCCAGAGAGCCCUACGCCGCCCCAGAGAGCCCUACGCCGCCCCAGAGAGCCCUACGCCGCCCCAGAGAGCCCUACGCCGCCCCAGAGAGCCCUACGCCGCCCCAGAGAGCCCUACGCCGCCCCCAGAGAGCCCUACGCCGCCCACAGAGAGCCCUACACCGCCCCAGAGAACCCUACGCCGCCCCCAGAGAGCCCUACGCCGCCCCCAGAGAGCCCUACGCCGCCCCCAGAGAGCCCUACGCCGCCCCCAGAGAGCCCUACGCCGCCCCCAGAGAGCCCUACGCCGCCCCCAGAGAGCCCUACGCCGCCCCCAGAGAGCCCUACGCCGCCCCCCAGAGAGCCCUACGCCGCCCCAGCAACAUAUUCAGAAAUACUAAUUGGCGGCUUUUCCCUUUUAAUGUUGAAGCAUCUUUGGGCGGCAGUAUGCAAGUGGUGUCCCGUCCCUCUCAUUAG